Haliotis rubra (blacklip abalone) is the source of this 1979-nucleotide messenger RNA. Its product is annotated as protein misato homolog 1-like. Gene Ontology annotation, biological process: mitochondrion distribution. Gene Ontology annotation, cellular component: cytoplasm. The record is from RefSeq and is a predicted model, not a curated record. Lineage: Eukaryota; Metazoa; Mollusca; Gastropoda; Lepetellida; Haliotidae.
UUCCUCAUGCGCACGUGUUUUCGUGUUAUGCACAGAAAAUGUCAACACGGGAGAUUGUCACAUUACAGAUCGGUCACUAUGCAAAUUUUGUGGGCACACAUUGGUGGAAUAUUCAGGAGUCAUCGUUUGUGUACACACCUCAGGCACUCACAGGGCCCAAGGAAAUUAACCAUGAUGUGCUCUUCAGGGAGGGACAAACAUUGCAUGGGGAGGUGACAUACACACCUCGUCUCAUUGCUGUGGAUCUGAAAGGGAGCCUGAAUGCACUGAGAAGGGAGGGAAUUCUGUAUGAGGCAGGCAAGGAGGAGGAAGUUAAGUGGGAGAGUGAUGUUGCGCUUCAUGAGUCCAGCCCAGUUCAGAAGAAUAAAUUCCUGGAAGACUUGGAUCGUGUGGAGGCUGAGCAGAUGUCAGAUGUCCAUCCAAAUCUAGAGGAGGAACUUGAUAACCCCGAUAAGAAACCAAAACUUGAGAAGUCAGAGACUGAAGAUGCCGUGUUUGGUCGUAAACUAUACAAUCUGGACAACAAUGUGUCCGUGUGGUCUGACUUCCCCGUCCACCUUCAUCCCAAGUCCCUGCACAUAGUGGAUGACUUCAUACACAAGAAUGAGGACCAGACAUUCGACAUGUUCCAGCUUGGCGCUAGUGUUUUGAAGAAUGUUGAUGCCAUGGAUGCCAUGGAGGACCAGAUUCGCUUCUUUGUGGAGGAGUGUGACCACCUGCAGGGGUUCCACAUGCUGCUGGACUGGUGUGAUGGGUUCGGGGGAUAUGGGGCUAGCCUCCUCCAGUACCUGGAGGACGAAUACACAAACAAGGCUCGGAUGACAUGUGCCGUGUCUCCUGCUGUCAUGCCUGAUUCUACUGUUCGCCAGCGUGCCAAUCGAAUCAUCAACAGCGCAUUCUGUCUAGACAAGGGAAGUAACUUUAGCUCUCUGUUUGUCCCCAUGUCUCUGGCCGGCUCUCUGUGGAAGAAGAUGGGGCCAUCUCGAGACUUUCCCCAUCUCAGCUACAAGGGGGAACUAGACUACCACACCAGUGGCAUCAUGGCAGCUUGUCUGGAUACACUGUCUCUCCCGUACAGGCGUGAGGGCUUCGCAACACAGCUGGCUGAUAUCACAGCGUCAUUCAACAAUCUCGGGAGAAAGGUUGCAGCUGUCUACUCCAGCCUCCCCUUCCCUCUCACACCCCAGGGGACAUUUGUUGAGAGUCUGAUGUCCCACAAAGACCACCCACCCUGGUAUUCCCUCACCCCCCAUGUAGGCACCUGUCUUGACCCUACAUGCAGUCCUCAUCCCCGAAUACUGACAGGCUGUUCCUCUCUCGCUGAGGUUCUCCACCUUUACCUGUCAGAGACAUAUCCACAGUCCCUUAAUGCUGGCUGUACAAUGCGAGAUGCUUGUAAAGUUGUCUCCCCUUACCCACAUGUUUUCUCCAGCAACGUGUCCAGCAGUGGCUACAUUUGUGAUACAGACAGGCCAUCAUACCAAGGUGUGGAGUCAGUUCCUGUAAUGACGUCUCUUCAGUCCAAUGACAGUGUUUACAACCUGACCAGCAGUCUCCACAAUGAGGCAUCCCGCUUCAACAUCAAGAAGCACCAUCACUACCUUGAGGCAGGGUUGGAGGAGGACGAAUACCGAGAGACACUGGACAAUGUGUCCACACUGGGGCAGUGCUACAAGACAGACACAUCCAUAUCCUGACACCUGCUGCAACAUCCUGGACAGAACUAUGAACUGCAGUCCAGUGUUUAAUACAGAAACAGGCUCCAUAACCUGAUAUAACGAGAUGCUGCUUUGCUGUUAUCAGCUGGAACUGGUUUCUUAAAACCAACCAUCAAUGUCCAAAUGGUGAUCCAUGCAUGCGUGUCCAGUGUUUGGAAAUUGGAUUGAUCUUGGUUUGUUUUUUUGUCUGUAUUUGAAACUAGGGACUCCGUAAACCUUGAGCUUUUAACAAAGUGUCCAAGGCAUAGUUUUAAAUGCUGA